Alexandromys fortis (reed vole) is the source of this 10224-nucleotide messenger RNA. RefSeq names its product leucine rich repeats and IQ motif containing 1 (gene Lrriq1). The coding region runs from base 224 to 5323 and encodes 1699 amino acids. The transcript is spliced from 26 exons. Gene Ontology annotation, molecular function: protein binding. The record is from RefSeq and is a predicted model, not a curated record. NCBI's taxonomy places the organism in Eukaryota, Metazoa, Chordata, Mammalia, Rodentia, Cricetidae.
GGGUCCGCUGUGGUCGCCAGCCUGGGUGCGCUCCGUCUGGUGGACAGAGCACCUACCGGCCCUAUCUGCAGGACGGGCUCGAGGACAGGGUGCGCGGGGGCUGCUCAGGACUUCAGCCCUUUCCUUUCAAGGUUUUCCUAGCUCUCUCCAAAGUUGAAAUUCUUUUUGAGAAGUUAGAGAGACUGUCACACUCCUCUCGACCACACUCCACCUCAACUGAGUUAUGGAGGACAAUGAUGACAGUGAGGCAAAGCUCAGAGAAGAAAUAGAAGCUGAAUUGGAUAAAAUCAGCAUUUCUUCCUUGGAAAAUGAUGAGGUGGAAAAUGAUUCAGAAUCAGAAACUGAGAGUGGUAAUAGUGAUACUGAUUUAGUUGAAUUGCCAGAGUCAGUUCUUCACUGUAUCAAUGUCAUAAAGAACAAGAGUAAAACUGCAGAGACUCUCUUUCUUCAGGACUUAGAAGACACUGAUGUCUUCAGUGAGUACACAGAACAUAUACAUCAAGGUUGUAGUUAUGGUACAGUUUCUAACAGUCGUAUGCAUUUGAGGACUGGAUCUCCAGCUGAAUCAAAAGCGGAUUCUGAGCAGUUAAUGAAGAUAUUAUCUGUAAUAGAAAAGGAAGAAUUUAUGAGAAGUCUAACUGAUUCUGCCAGGUCUGUUUCUGUUUCUGAGACUGUUCCUCUUGACAUAUCCAUGGAUGAAUAUGUUUUACCAGAUGAUGCUGAUUUGAGUUUUGGAUACUUUGAAGUAGAAGAAAGAUGUAGAAAGUCUUUCAAAGCUUGGCAGGACAAACAAAAAGAACUCGAAAAAAAAGAUAAAGAAACACUCAAAGCUCAGAGUGAUAUAGAAAAACAGAAAUUUCGAGAAGAUGAUGAAAAGAGACAUUGCUGGAUAAAACAGUUUGAAGUUGAAAAGGAAAAAUUAGAAACCCUUCAGAAGCACGAACAGGAUAAAAUGAAUGAUGAACUUCAUCAAGAAGAGAAAUUAUGGAAAGAAAAAUAUAGACAGCAUGAGGAACUCAUUAGAAACUUGCAUUUGCAAAUGGAGGAGGAAAGAACAAGAUUAAGUGAGCUACAGGAAAAAGAAAAAGCACGGUUGCUAAAAUUGCAGUAUAAUGCAGCUGUAAAAAUUCAAGCCACAUAUAGAGCAUUUGUAACUUACCGAAAAUAUAGCCCAAUCAUAAGAGAGCAAAUAGAAAAUAAGAAAAGGAAAGAACGGGAGUGGAAAGAGAAGGAAGCAAAGAUCCGACAGAAGGAGGAAGAGAGAAGAAAAAUAAUUGAAGAGGGGCGGAGGAUUGAGGAGGAGAGAAAGAAGAAGAUGCUCGAGGAAAGAAGGAGGCGGGAAAGGGAAUACGAAGAGAAAAAGAACAUCCUGAGACAAAAAAGAGAGGAACAACGAAACAAGGAAAAAAUGAGACCAAGGGAAGAUGCCCACCAUCCGACAGUCGUUACCUGUGCUUUAAAGAAGGAAGGCAGUGGCACCAAGCAGCUAGCUGUCACAAAUAUGUCAAAGGAGAAGGAUGCUAUAUCCAAAGAAUUAGCGAACACCAACUCAAAGGAGUACGAAGAUGUUUGUCUGGUUCAGCAGUCAACCAAGAGCGAAAAUGUGCAUAAAGAGCUUGUACUGACAGAAUCAGUAGGAGCAACAUUGAAACCAAGCCAGGGAAUUUUGACAGAAUUAAAAACAAAUGAAAAAAAUGAAAAGUUACCAAAGUUAAAAAUUAAUGAAAACUUACCAAAAUUAAAAAUAAAGGAAAACUUACCCAAAUUAAAAAUGAUUGAAAAAAAUGACAAUGUACCAAAAUUAAAAAUGAAUGAAAAAAGUGAGAACUUACCAAAGAAACAAUGUUCAGAAAAAUUGGCUAACCAAGAAAUUAACUUUGAAAAUAUAGACCAAAAAAAUGAAUUGAAAAACUCAGACAUGAAGGAAAACGUCAAUGCACAAUGCCAGGAACAAGAACUAAAGCCUCAAAGUCAAAAUAAGGAAAAUGUGGAGCAGGCCACAACGGAGAGGCAAGAAACCCAAAUAAUGUCUGAACACAUACAAGAAAUGAGUGAAGAGGUGAAUAAUGGAGAACGGGAAAUCAUAACAGAUAAUCAAGAGAGAUUGGCUGAAAAGAUAGAAAAAACGGACACAGAGCAAGAUGGAUCAGUGCAUGAGAAUUAUUCUUCAAAUAUUCCCAUGCAAAAAGACCCACUAUCACUAUUAUUUAAAAAUCCAGAAUCUAUAGAAAGAAAUGUGAUGCCAGAUGACAAAGAAAUUGAUCUAAAAUCAGGAAGAGUUGAGGAAAUCUUAAUAGAUAAUGUAUUGACUUGCGAUUCUGUCGUCAUAACCUCAGAUGCCUUGGCACAUACAGAAGACAAGACAAACCAGCAGAGCUCUGUCUCAAGCAAACUGGCUCUCAGUAUAGAGGCUGGCAGUCACAGUGCUAAUAGCCCCUUGGACAUUGAAGAAGAGGACUUGCCUAAAGCUGAGAUUAAAGAUGCUCCCGAGCAACGGAAGCAAACUAAGGCUGAAAACGACGGUGUCCUGGCCUGCUCUGUGUCACAGAUAACCAUUUUAUCUUCAGUUGAGGAAAGGAGAUUAGCUUGGAUGAAAUCAUUUAAACCUUGGUCUGAAAUCUUUGAGCAAAAUCAACUCAAGAAAAUCGUUAAGAGAAAGAGACUUGUGAAAUGUCCAGCAGAUACAAUGCCUCCUUUGGAUACAUCAGCCAUUCUUCAGAAUGGCCCUUGGAAGACUUUACAGCAGGUCACAGCCAUUACAUUUCAGGAUUUGCCCGGCUGUAGCCUCUCUACACUGGCAGAGUGCCCAAAUCUUCAGCUUCUGUCCCUCCGACGCUGUGGCUUAACUUCUCUGCAUGGCCUGAACCACUGCAAAAACCUUAAAUACAUUGAUGCACAGGAAAACCACAUUGAGACUAUCAAUUGUGAAAAUCUUGAAAAUCUCUGUGUCCUUCUUCUUAAUAAUAACCUUCUGACGUCUAUUCAUGGUGUGGAUGGAUGCACGAGUAUACAAAACCUCGAACUUUCACAUAACAAAAUCACUCGAAUCAGUGGUUUAGAAUCUUUGAAAUCCCUUCAGCAACUAACUAUGGACCAUAAUCAGUUAAUCAGCACUAAAGGUCUUUGUGAAGCACCAACCAUCGUAUACUUGGAUUGUUCACAUAAUCAUCUUACUGAUGUUGAUGGCAUCGGACCUUGUGGAUUGCUACAAAUAGUAAAGCUGCAGGGAAAUUACCUAAGAGAGCCUCCAUCCUUAAAAAAUCAUGUUCUGCUUAGAGAAUUGCAUUUGGAUGACAACAGCAUCUUUAAUGCGGAAGUACUUUCUUCAUGUUGGCUGCCUCUACUUCAAGAUCUUAGCAUCUCUCAAAACAGUUUAACAACAAUUGUGCCACUUUUUCAUUUUGUGUCUUUGGAAAAGCUGGAUGUCAGCAACAAUUGCCUUUCUGAUCUUACAAGUGUCAUGUCUUGGUUCAACGCAUGCUACUCUCUCCGUGAGCUUUGUCUUACUGGAAACCCAGUCCUUCAGGAAACAAACUGGAGGCAUUCUAUACUUAAAAUAUUACCAGCUCUGAGAAUCCUUAAUGGUGACAUAUUAAACCCUCAGUCUGAUGUCCAUAUUGAGGAACACUAUUAUCAAGACCUAGGAGGUUUCUUGGCACUUUGUCAGAACCAACUUGAAGAGUUCGACUUACUAACUAAAAAGUAUAUCACACAGAAAGGGGACGUUCUCACUUUGCAUGCUGCGGACAAACUCUGCCACUACCAUAAGAACUUAAUGAAACUCAGUAAUGAAUGCCGACGUGCACAUGAACAUGGGGAUGUAAAUAUCACCAAGAGUCCUGAAUCAGAAACUGAAAAAAAACAUCCAGUUCUUUCAAACACCAACAGCACACUGCAAAUCAAGGUCUUUCAUUCUCAGACUGACAAGUAUAAGGCAGAUUUCCCAGAUAAUGCUGAAAACCUGAUGGAUGCUGGCUCCAGACCUUCACCAGCAAACUGUGAGGAACCAGUAGGAAGAGGUCAGGAGCAAAAUAUGACAGAGAAGAAUGAACACAGCAGGAUGCGUAGUCCAUCCCCUGCAAGAGCCUCGUUCAUAGAAAUAAAGGUGGCAAAUUUUCCAAUGAGUAAUCAUCAAAAUAGUGAACACAGUGAAACAAGUAAGGCAGCUGUGUUAAUUCAAACCCAAUGGCGCAGUUACAUUGCACGCAGACAGAUUAAUUUUUCUGCAAAACUGCAUUCGACCACAACAGAAGUUCUGCAAAAUCCCCCCAUCAAUAACCAGACUACUUCAAAUGAAGAAAGAAGAAAAAAUAUUAUGAAUAUUCAAGACCAAAGGGAGAAGGCCGCUCUCCGUAUUCAGGCAGUUUGGAAAGGCUUUAUUUUACGAAAGAAACUGGUGACAGCCCUGGAGGCUAUCAGGAAUGAAGAAUCUGGAGAAGAAUAUGAAGAAAUAGAUUUGGAGGAUUUUGAAUAUGACGAGGAUGCCUUGGAGAAAGACUGGGCAGUUUCAGAUUCCACCGGCGGCUUCCCUUCACAAACACUGCCUCUCUCCAAUCAGCUGCCCUGGCCAAAGAAUGCUCGGACGUUGAAACAUGCUGAAACCUCCCUUGCUGGACCCACGCGUCCAGCUCAGGCUUGGCUGUGCAAUGAGAAGGAAAAUUUGUUUUCAUCAGAACACACGCAGUUAAGUGGCAGAUCUGAAAAUAGAACUUUAUCUAGGACACCUGAAUCAAACACAAGUAAAAAGAGUUUGCUGCAAUCUGAAAAGGAGGAAAAAAUUUCAGAAGAAUGGGGCUUUAAGGAUAUCUCCACAGCUCAGCAGAUGCUAAAGAGGGCACAGAAAAUGAAAUCAAAAAAAUUAAGGAAAAAGUUAGAACCUUCUGUAAGAUUAGCAUUAUUCAAAAAACACAAAAAUGAAGUUCGUGUUACAAAAUCGUCGAAGAGGUCACAGCUGAGGAGGGUCAGUUACUUUAAAGGCGAAGAGGAAGAUGCCCUCUCCAAGCCAACCACUGUGGAUGAAAAGUUAGAAAAGAGUAAGGAGUACACCUACCAGUGGCUUCAUACACAAGCAGGCUUUCCAGAAACAACUAGUUCCAGAACCCUGAAAUGCAAUCACUUCUUGCCUGAGUUAGAUCCAGAUGUACUCAAUGGUGGAAGAGUUCAACUUGUGGCAAGACUUGUAAGCAGAGAAGACACGGAUUUAGACCUUUUUUCCAUGACCAGUGGGAGUUCUUUGUCUACAAACAAAGACAAAAAAAGCCAGGCACACAGAUACUCAUCGGGAUCCUCAAGUAAGCUAUGGUUUCCUUCAGAAUUAAUCUAAAAAUCACAGACGAAUUGACGGAAGCUAAUGCCAGCGAACGUUCUUUUACAGAUAGGGGUUAGGGUACCAACCAUCAGUGCUCCCCACAGACGUGCCUUUGGCCUCUUUUCUUCCAUUACAUGGCUUCUUUGAUAUGGACCAAAUUAAAUUAUUACUAAAAUUAACAGCAUCAGUAUUUCUUGAAUUACAUUAUGUCAGUUCAGGCUCUUCCCUCAUCCAUGCCCUUGAUCAUGUUGAAUUCUUUGAUCUUUUUUUUUCCCUAAAGAUUUUUAGGAUAACUUUUAAAAGUAGAAUUUGUGUAUUAAGCCAGAGCAUUUAGAUCUUUGUCAUUAAUAAAUAUGUUAAAGAAAUUUACCUUCUAAAGAAAAAUUCCAAAUGUAGCAGAAUUAUACAUGAUAAAGUAAUGAAUGGACAUGCUUUUAAAAAAUAUUCUAAUUUGAAAAAUAUCAUUCUGAUUGUGUUUGUGACAGGUGACUUUGUAGCCACGCCUAUCUCAUAUGUCUAUUAUCUGUCAUUUUUAAUUGAGGGGUGGAACAGCCUGAUAUCCAGGUAUAAAAUUAUAUCUGAAAAAAUAUAUAUCAGUUAUGAACUCUGAAAAAAGUAAAUAUGGAAAAAUCUCUGCAUCUUGUGGCAUUUUAUAGUAGUGAACCCUGUUUUUAUAAGUUUUCAUUGAAUUUUUAUCCUAUACAAUUUGAAAUACCCUGUAAUACGUCAUGAUACACUAAUAUAAAAAGUGUUUCAUUUCAUAUUAUAUAUGGUAAUUUUCCAAAACAGUGAAAUUCAAGUCUACACAGAAGUUUAUGCAGCUUUCUCGUUUUCUCAUUAUUCAUUCUGAUCUUAUAUCCAUACAAAUUGAUAUUCUGCUGCAUGUGAAAAACUCAAUAAUCCCCUUACUGCUUUCCAGAUAAAAUCAAACAUGAAAAUAAUUCUGGGGUCCUUACUUUUCAUCCAAGUACUUGGACAUCAUCAGUAGAUUAUAAGAAUUUACAUCCCUUUAUAUAUGAAACUUAACUGUGAUAAAUGUUAGUUUAGUUUUACAAUAAUUAUUUCAAUAGCUCUAACUUGUGCAUAUUUAAGAUUUAGAAUAUAUUUGUUUCUAUUCUUACAUUUUAUUACUUGAUUACAGAAUCUGGUUAGCCUCUCUGUAUGAUUUUAGAAUAUUUUAUAUUUACUGGCAUAACUUGUGAGAAUAUGAUAGCUACAUUGGUUUCAGCUUGUGACACACACACAUAUAUGAGCAAGGCUAUCCUUAUUAUGCACUUAAUAUCAAUUUCAAUCACUGUAGCUAAAAAUGAAAAAUCUAGAAUGAAAUACAAAAGCACAAUAAUGUUUGCUCACAGUACACAGUAUCAAAACUUUUCUUCAGGCCUUGUGUUUAGUAAAUUGGUAGAGAACUUGCUUAGAAAGCACAGCCUGAAUUCCAUCCCCAUACUGAAAAUAAAAAAUAAAGGGAAGAAAGAAACAACACUAACAAGAAACUUUGAUCAUUAUAUGCCAUCAGGAGGUUAAAUCUUAAAUGGCUCAAAAAAUCAGUCACUAUACUGUAACACACAGCUUUGUGUUUCAUUUCUAUGACAUUGAACUAGAGUUUAUAGAGUAUAUAAAGAUCAUUAAAUAGAAUUUAUGUGUUUCUUUAUUUUAUUUGGAUUAUUUUUAUGCUUACAUUAUAUUUUUUUAAUUUUAACAAUGCGGUAUAAAUGUGUUGUGAACAUACCUGAGUACCCCUUACCUUCUCUUAUCCAGCCCAAUGCCUGAAGGCUUCCUUCUCAACCUAAUACAAUAAUUAGUUGAUGAUAGAUGACUGACUGUAUUGAAAACACUAACAAUCUUUAAAUAUGUUUAACAAGUGAAAUUUUAAGGUAGGCCAUUUUAGAAAAGGAUUAUAUCAAAUAUCAAAGUGAUUGGGCAAGAUACUUAGUUGUAAUUAUUUAUCUGCUCUGACAUCUGCACAAAAUAAUUGUAAAGACCAUGAGCUCUGAUGCCAGACAUAACCGAGUCCCCCCAAAAGAGAUGAUGGCAGUGCUUCUUAUGGAAUUGCUGCAGGAGUCAAAUAGAAAGCAUUUAGAAUAAUUCAGGUCAAAGUCAGUGAUGAGGAAGUGUUAUAUAAUUACAACCUAGGCAUGGCAGCUGAAUUAUUAUACAGAUCUCAAGCGCAGCGAUAAAUGGGCUAAUUGGUUCUUUAUGUAUACGAACCUUUACUCUUAGCAACUUGACAAAAAAAAAAAAGUUGGUUUUGCCUUUUAGUCCAAAGAGAUCCUUUAACCUUCAAAGAUUUUACAAACUGUGCUUUCAUGGCCCUGGGCCAACCACUUAUAGCUUUGAAAGCUUUUUCCUUGAGCUUUCUCUCUCUCUCUCAAAACUUGUCACCCUGUUAAAGCUAAAACAUUUCUUUUUACUUUGUAAGCCAAAUCUAGAGAGUAGUUUAUGAGCCACAGCUGUGAAACGCUCUGUGCGUCGUUGGGUUCUUCCAGAUACUAUCCUGCCCUGUUUCUCUAAUAGCAUUACAUGUGUUCUUUGUGAUUAGAUAGAUUCUGGCUUAACAUCCCAGGUCUACUAUCUGAGACAAGUCAUAAGACUGAUGAUUAAUUAGCUUCUAAGCAUACGCUUACUAUCUGUAAAAUGGGGGCAAGAAUGUUUCUCUCACAAGUUACAAUGAAUAAAUGAGUAAAAUGUGUAAAUCAUGUGACAUAUUACUUAGAAUAUUGUAAAGGCUUAAACAACAGGACCUACUGUUUUCUUCUUUUGUUGUAUCUUUUGGGUCCUCUUGCAUCAUUUUAGAAUGAAUCCACACCAAUGGAUUUCUUUUCUAAAAAGAAAAUGCAUUUUUUCUUUCUAAAAGCAGAUGCCUUUCUUUUACUAUGACAGCUGUUACGAGCAUUUGUAUCUUGGUAUAGAGAAUUUAUUAAUUUGUUUUCCAUUUCUUUUCAUCUUUACUUCUCAUUAAAAGAAGUCCAGAUCACAGUCACUCUCUAAAUUUCUGAACCAUCAUAAAGUUUGCAAAGAAAGAAUGGAGUUUUCUUUGUUAUAAAACCUUGUGUCAAGUGAGUUUCUUAUUUAAAUAAUGUUUAUACAAAAUAUCUUAUUUUAUUAAUCAUUUUUGCUUUGUCUAUUUUUCUCAUUUAAUAUAUUAUCUAAUAUGAAUUCCAAUAAUAAUUUUACUAUAAAUGCAAUAUAAAGCUUUGAAAAUUACUUUUAUUGCAUUGUGUUUUGCCACAUGCCUUUAAUCCCAGCCCUCAGGAGGCAGAGGCAGGUGAAUCUCUGUUAGUUUGAGGCCAGCUUGGUCUACAGAACAAAUGCCAGAACAGUCAAGGUUACAGGGAGAAAAUUUCUCAAAAAUGAACAAAAAAGAAAAUUACUUCAUGAUGAGUUUUCUUUGACAACUAACAUAAAUAAUAUUGAAGAACUUAACAAAUUCAUCCCACAAAAAAAGAGAAAGCAGCUACUUGAAUCCUCCAAGUCAUAACUUAGAUGACAAAAAGUAGAAUGUAAAACUUUCAAGCCAUUUAUUACUGCUCACUGUCUCUGCAUACUUACCAUGGCGACCUCUAAUCAUAACUGAGCUUUCUGGAUAGCCUUUUAUUUUUAUAAUUAGCUAAGAAUUAGCCUCAAUGGUUCUAUAAUAGGAAAUAUAAACCUCAAGUCAUGUCCUCAUUUGGAUACACAGAUCUUCUCAUGACGUGAUAACUUUUCUCUUGAGGUAUUCAUCUUCCUGAAUAUGGAAGUAUGUAUUGUUCAGAAGGGACUCAGUUAAUGUAGCUAGCUGUGUUGAGAAUAGAAUGCCUCUGGUAUGCAGUGUGCUUCGCUUGUACUGAGAAUGACAACUGGGAAGGAAAUAGCAGUGGAAAGAAAGCCUUUAAACAGAAGCCAAUAGUAAAAUCCAAUGUAGUCUUUCUGGGUCAGAGGCUCUGGAAAUUGAAGAAUAGAACAGAAAACAAAUGCCUUCAAUUACCAAAGCAAUGUAAAAUAAGAUGGGGUGGGAAAGGAAACCUAGUUUUGGGGUAAGUCUUCAGGUAGAAAGCUCAACUUUUCUUCUGGUAAUGAAUAGCUAAUGAAGACUUCAGAAAAUCAUUUAUGGGCUUUCAAGGCUUAAGGUUAGGAAGGAAAAGUAUUCUGUUUAUGUUCUGACUCCAAUAUAUUGACCAGAAUUUUAGAAUUCUUAUCUUAAGAGCAUGAAAUGCAGUUGUUAAUAUCAUGCCCAAUAGCAUGGGAUGAGCACAUUUUCAUAAUGUACUUUCAAAUUUUAAAUCAAGAAUUCUUGGUAUGUUGCAUAUUGAUGCUUGUUUAUUUGAUGAAGUACACACGUUUGAGUAUCUAUUUUAGGCUAAACUGUUUGUAUAACCCUAUGGUGAAUGAAUUUAAGGCUUAAAUAUUAUAUAUAUAUAUAUAUGUGUGUGUGUGUGUGUGAGUUGUUAUAUAAACCAAAAAUCAUGAUAGUAUCUCAGAUAUAUACAGUGUGCAGGUCAUUUCUACAAGCCAUUAAUACAUAAGAAGUUGACUUUUGUAUGCCUUACACAAAGAAGACACAUUUAGAAUACAGAUUUACUGCUAUAAUAUCAUAUUUUUAUCACUUUAUCUUAUAGUCAUUAUUUUCUGUUGCCAAAUGAAAAUAUCUGUAUACAACUCUCUAACACAAUGUUGUGCAAUUAAGAGUGAUAAUAAAAAAGUUUUAUAUAUUAGAACAGAAUUCAGUGAUACAUUUCAAUAAACAUUAAUAUGAGUUUUGUAAGGAUUUAGCCUCUAUAGCUGUGAAAAUUUUCUCUCGGAGUAGCUAAAAGAUUCUACUGACAAUAGUCAUGCCAUACUAGUUUCAAAGAUUUAUAGUUAUCCUCCAUAACCAUAAUGUUCCACAUCAGGGAAUUUAAUGAAAUUUUCUUAGUUUCCAGAAAAAGCACCCUGGUAUA